Molecule: messenger RNA, 1032 nt
Organism: Haplochromis burtoni (Burton's mouthbrooder)
Lineage: Eukaryota; Metazoa; Chordata; Actinopteri; Cichliformes; Cichlidae
Product: protocadherin gamma-C3
Exons: 1
Biological process (GO): homophilic cell-cell adhesion
Cellular component (GO): plasma membrane
Molecular function (GO): calcium ion binding
Source: RefSeq, a predicted model, not a curated record
CUCUCUUACUCCGUCUCAGAGGAGGUGAAUCUGGGGACUGUUGUCGGAAAUGUCGCGAAAGAUCUGAGCAUCAAUGUCCAGGAUUUGGAGCCCCGCAUGUUUCAGAUCGUUUCUGGAUCAAAGAGGAAAUAUUUCGAGGUAAAUCUAAAAACUGGAGCCCUCUAUGUUAACGAGAGAAUAGAUCGAGAGGAGCUUUGCGGUGAUGAGCCCAAAUGCUCACUCAGUGUAGAAGCUGUUAUUAAUAACCCUCUGAAACUGUAUCGUGUUGAAAUUAUUAUUUUAGAUGUGAAUGAUAAUUCCCCUUCAUUUGAAAGCACGUCACAAGAAAUCGACAUUUCUGAGAACACAGCGGAAGGAAUUAAAUUUCCUCUGCAUCAAGCACACGAUGCAGACGUGGGAAAAAAUUCCGUAAAUACCUACAAGCUGAGUCAUAAUGAACAUUUUUCAUUGACUACACAUAAAGAAGAGGGUGUGACUCCUGAGUUGGUGCUUCAGAGAGUUUUAGACAGAGAAAAACAGUCUAUGAUUAAGCUCACACUGACUGCCAUCGAUGGAGGAACACCUGCUAAAUCCGGAAGUAUGACUAUAAUAAUCAAUGUGUUAGAUAUUAAUGACAAUCCUCCGAUUUUCAGCCAACGGUUGUAUAAAGCCAGAGUCUACGAAAAUGUUAAAAUAGGCACAUCAAUAAUUACACUAAAUGCCACUGAUUUAGAUGAAGGACAGAAUGGAAAAGUGAUUUAUUUAUUCAGCAAAGUUGGUCGUGGGAAACAAAUAGAUGUGUUUUCUAUAAAUGAACAAACAGGGACUGUAACGAGCAAAAGGAAUAUUAAUUUUGAAGAAAAUAAUGCUUUUGAACUUCAAGUACAAGCCAGUGAUGGAGCUUCCUCGCCUAUGAGUUCACAUGCUAAAUUACUGGUUGAAGUAUUAGACGUUAAUGACAAUGCACCUGAAAUUUCAGUCACAUCACUGUUGAACACUGUUAAAGAGGAUGCAUCAGUUGGCACAGCCAUUGCUCUUGUUUCAGUAUUUGAU